AUGAUGUUCCCUAAUGCACUUGCGCCUCCCGCUAUAUGCCCAGGUCUUCUUAGACCGCCGGCGGGUCUCUCUCUGCCCCAGUCCUUGCAUUCAGCUUUCCCCGCCCACUCGAGUUUUUUGGUGGAGGACCUGUUGCGGAUCAGUCGGCCGGUGAGCUACUUCCACCCGACGAUUCCCUCACCCAGCGUGUCUCCCCUGGCAUCAGGAGCCACCACGCUGACCUGCAGCCAUCACACUCACCAAGCUGUCAUCUCCACUUUAGCACAGACAAGGACGGGUUCUCCUCAGACCGCACUCUCCAUCAACCACGACCCUAACUAUCUGAAGUUUGGAGUUAAUGCCAUCCUAGCACCAUCAACGAGAAACGCAUCGUCUCCACGUUUAAUGCAUCAUGCUAUGCACGCAAAAGCCUUCCCUCUGCCAUAUUUUGACUGUUCGUUUCAUCCCUUCAUCAGAGCAUCAUAUUUUCCAGCAUCCUCUUCAGUGGUUCCUAUCCCCGGUACAUUUUCAUGGCCGCUGGCUGCAAGAGGAAAGCCCAGGAGGGGGAUGCUACGACGGGCAGUGUUCUCUGAUGUCCAGCGCAAAGCCCUGGAGAAAAUGUUUCAGAAACAGAAAUACAUCAGCAAACCAGACAGAAAGAAGUUGGCUGCAAAACUUGGGCUUAAAGACUCACAGGUGAAAAUCUGGUUCCAAAACCGAAGAAUGAAAUGGCGCAAUUGCAAAGAGAGGGAGUUGUUGUCGUCCGGAGGUUGCCGGGAGCAAACCCUUCCGACUAAGAUGAACCCCCACCCUGACCUCAGUGACGUCGGGAAGAAGUCUUGCGAGGAGGAGGUAGACGCGUUCAGCCCGCGCGCGGCCUUCUGCCGCUCUCCAUCAGAGCGCGAACUUUUGAACAGUGUGGAGUCGCACCUCUCUUCGCCUUGCAACUCCAGCAAGCACUCCGACUUUUCAGAAUCAGAGGAGGAAGAGAUUACAGUGUCUUAA
Oncorhynchus masou masou (cherry salmon) is the source of this 984-nucleotide messenger RNA. RefSeq names its product homeobox protein DBX1-B-like. Gene Ontology annotation, molecular function: DNA-binding transcription factor activity, RNA polymerase II-specific; DNA binding. Bases 1 to 984 code for a protein of 327 amino acids. The transcript is spliced from 4 exons. Gene Ontology annotation, biological process: regulation of transcription by RNA polymerase II; cell differentiation in spinal cord. The record is from RefSeq and is a predicted model, not a curated record. Lineage: Eukaryota; Metazoa; Chordata; Actinopteri; Salmoniformes; Salmonidae.